GUCAUUAAACAAUUAUUAGUGUACCUCGAAAUAAACUUUGCUUCGCUUUUGUUCGUUAGGGCUUCAACCCUAAAGGUUGACUUGUCGCACACCACCACAAUCUCAGGUAGUGUGCAGUCCGCUAACUUUAACUAUGGAGGUAAGGAUGCGCACCACCAACAGAUGUUGUGUUAUUUGCUUACAUAAGCCCCAUAGUUCAAAUUUUUUUGUAUGUCCGAUUGAGGUUAAGGAAAAAAGUUGAAAAGUGAAAUAAAAUUUUCUUUUCCUUUAAUUCUGUUUAGCAUCUAGUCCUAGUCAAACACCAAGAGGAAUAAUUAAUCAUGGGUAAAGGUAAACCAAGAGGUCUUAACUCUGCUAGAAAAUUAAGAGUUCACCGUCGUAACAACAGAUGGGCCGAUCAAUCUUAUAAAGCCAGAUUAUUAGGUACAGCUUUCAAAUCAUCUCCAUUUGGUGGUUCAUCUCACGCUAAGGGAAUUGUUUUAGAAAAAAUCGGUAUUGAAUCUAAACAACCAAACUCUGCUAUUAGAAAGUGUGUCAGAGUCCAAUUAAUCAAGAACGGUAAGAAGGUUACUGCUUUCGUUCCAAAUGAUGGUUGUUUAAACUUUGUUGAUGAAAAUGACGAAGUCUUAUUAGCCGGUUUCGGUAGAAGAGGUAAAGCUAAGGGUGAUAUUCCAGGUGUUAGAUUCAAAGUUGUUAAAGUUUCUGGUGUCUCUUUAUUAGCUUUAUGGAAAGAAAAGAAGGAAAAACCAAGAUCAUAGAUACAAAAGUUUACUCAUCAUUAUAUAUCUAUAAAAUGUCAUACCAUAUUCAAUGUUAAUAUAUCCAUCUCAUUAUUCAUGCAAUAAUUAUUAAUAUCAAUGGGAGGUUGUAUUUUAUUUGUAUAUUUCCAUCAUCAUAAUUGUAUCUUUUAUCGUUGUCAUAAUGAUCAAACAAUCCUAUUUCUUUAAAUCUCACGUGUAUAUUGAAAAACAUCAAAUAUAAUUGCAAGUCUUUCAGGUAAAUUAUUUUAUGAAUAAUUAUGGGUAAUACAUCCCAUUGUAGAAUUAAAACGUCAUACUAUCACUACUUUU
Messenger RNA from Scheffersomyces amazonensis, 1070 nucleotides. It is a transcript of the gene RPS23A, whose product is annotated as 40S ribosomal protein uS12. Bases 321 to 758 code for a protein of 145 amino acids. Lineage: Eukaryota; Fungi; Ascomycota; Pichiomycetes; Serinales; Debaryomycetaceae. Gene Ontology annotation, cellular component: cytosolic small ribosomal subunit; ribosome. The transcript has a single exon. Gene Ontology annotation, biological process: translation. The record is from RefSeq and is a predicted model, not a curated record. Gene Ontology annotation, molecular function: structural constituent of ribosome.